Messenger RNA from Anolis sagrei ordinatus, 1946 nucleotides. RefSeq names its product CDC like kinase 4 (gene CLK4). Gene Ontology annotation, biological process: peptidyl-tyrosine phosphorylation; regulation of RNA splicing. Gene Ontology annotation, cellular component: nucleus. The record is from RefSeq and is a predicted model, not a curated record. NCBI's taxonomy places the organism in Eukaryota, Metazoa, Chordata, Lepidosauria, Squamata, Anolidae. Gene Ontology annotation, molecular function: protein serine/threonine kinase activity; ATP binding; protein tyrosine kinase activity.
UUCCCCUCGUCGGCGAAAGAAGGCGAGGCAGCGGCCAUUUUGUUUGUUGCUUUGCGGGCGGUGUGCUUCGGGGCUCCGUCAGUCGCCGAGAGUGAGGGAGGAGGAGGAGGAGCGUCGGAGGAGGCGCCCCGGGGUCCUUUCCGGAGACCUGCGUCGAGGCAGGAAUAUGACGCACUCAAUGCCAUCCCACUGCUCUGAAUGGAAUGAUGGAAGAAACUCAGAUGAAGAAAAGAGUACCAAUAGUCACAAGCGCAGGAGGCAGUCCCACAGCAGUGAGAGACAUGACAAACACUAUAAAUCACUUAAAACUGCAGACAGAUCCACUCAUAAGACAGACCAUCGCAGCAGGAGAUAUGUUGAAGAAUACAGAAAUGACUUUAAUGAUACAGAUGACCAGAAACAUUAUAAUAGAGAUUAUGAAAAGAGUCACUGUCAUCAUUAUAGCAAAUCAUCUCAUCAACACAGUAAAAGUCAUAAAAGAAAGCAUAAGAAACAUGACUCCACCAACAGCUCGCAUUUGAAGAGCCACCGAAGGAAAAGAUCCAGGAGUGUAGAGGAUGAUGAGGAGGGUCAUCUGGUCUGCCAAAGUGGAGACGUACUAAGAGCAAGAUAUGAAAUUAUUGCCACUUUAGGGGAGGGUGCUUUUGGAAAAGUAGUAGAAUGCAUUGAUCAUCACAUGAGGGCAGUACAUGUCGCCAUUAAAAUAGUGAAAAAUGUUGGGAGAUAUCGAGAAGCAGCUCGUUCAGAAAUUCAGGUAUUGGAGCAUUUAAAUACCUUGGAUCCUAGCAGCACCUUCCGUUGUGUACAGAUGUUGGAAUGGUUUGAACAUCAUGGCCACAUGUGCAUUGUGUUUGAGCUGCUGGGACUCAGUACUUACGAUUUUAUUAAAGAAAAUAGCUUUUUGCCUUUUCCUAUUGAACUUAUUAGGAAGAUGGCUUAUCAGAUUUGUCAAUCCAUAAACUUCUUACAUCAUAAUAAGUUGACUCAUACAGAUCUGAAACCUGAAAAUAUUUUAUUCGUAGAGUCUGAUUAUAUUGUAAAGUACAAUUCCAAAAUGAGGCGGGAUGAGCGCACAUUGAAAAACUCAGAUAUCAAAGUUGUAGACUUUGGAAGUGCAACAUAUGAUAAUGAGCAUCACAGCACCUUAGUGUCUACCAGACAUUACAGAGCACCUGAAGUCAUAUUAGCCCUUGGGUGGUCCCAGCCCUGUGAUGUUUGGAGUAUAGGGUGCAUUUUGAUUGAGUACUACCUUGGCUUUACAGUCUUUCAAACACAUGAUAGUAAAGAACAUCUGGCAAUGAUGCAGAGAAUACUAGGGCCUUUACCAGUACACAUGAUUAAAAAAUCAAGGAAGCGCUAUUUCCACCAAGAUCAGUUGGACUGGGAUGAACAUAGUUCUGCUGGGCGCUACGUAAGGAGACGGUGCAAACCACUGAAGGACUUCAUGCACUGUCAUGACAAAGACCAUGAGAAUCUUUUUGACCUUCUUCGUAGGAUGUUAGAGUACGACCCAUUGAAGAGAAUUACUCUAGAUGAGGCAUUGGAGCAUCCUUUCUUUGAUCCUCUAAAAGAGAAAGAAUUCAGUUGAUCUUAUCUCUUUUAAAGGGGGUGAUUUGGACUGUGCCAGCCAACACCAAGGCCUAAAUGCAAUGUCAUUGCAACACCAGCGUAUGUGAACUGCCUUCCCUGCUCUUUUCUGUCCUCUUUGGUGUCAGUCGGGCCACCUUUUCAGUGUUUCCAGCCACCAGAGCAGGUUUUGGGUGCAAGAUGUCCUGUCCCCCCAUCAGGUUAGGCUACAGAUAUAUUGUAAAUAAUAAAUUACUUUGUACAGUUGAUUCUGUAUAUAUAACUCUACAUUUUUGUAUAGAAUUGUGUAUCUUGUUCAGUGGUUAUCGUCUUGAUCAUGGAUGCUUUAAGGUAGACAUUAAAACUUUGGUUUUCUACAA